AUGUUGAAGAGAACGCUAGUGAGAUUGAACAAGAUAGAGAGAAUAAAUCUCAGCAAUGCAUCUAAUAAUAGAUUAUUCAACUUUAGUAACUUAAAAAGCGACGCUCUUAGUGAACUCGACAAAGAAGACUUUGUUAUAUAUCCAAAUUAUCUGAAUAUAGAAGAACAGAAAGUACUAUUAAAGCAACUACUUAAAAAAUUAGAUAGAGUCUGUGGUAAACCAAGAAGAAACACUAAUUUACAACGUCAACACGAGGAACAAUACGAAGAGGGUAACCUUCAGCGUGCAUUCUGUCAUAAAGAUAUGUACAGGUGGCAAACUAGUCACUUUGACAAUGUUAUAACUGGAUACAGAGAGGCAAAUGUGCGCUCUAUGACGGUACCAAAUGUCGUAUCAGAGGAGGGUAUUUUGGGUAUAUUGAAGCGACUAUAUGGAUGCUUAUAUGACAACUCUACCGAAUUGACAAAGCUUCAAGCGAAUGAUAUGAAAGAUGAAAGAUUAGAGGAUGACGACUUAAGUGUACCAAAAUGGAUACAAUCACAUAUACUACACUUAUCACCAGAUGGUACUAUACAAGCACAUGUAGAUAACCAGGAAGCAAUGGGUUCUACAAUAAUGGGUCUCAGUCUUGGUGAAGAGCGUUUAGUCGAGUUUAAUAACGAGAGCAAAGGUAGUUUCUUGGUUAGAUUACCAAGCGGAAGCGUUUAUAUACAAAAAAGUAAGCUGAGAUAUGAAUACAAGCAUUCAAUUCUACAAGGUAAUUGUAGAGAUCAGAGGUUAUCGCUAAUGUUGAGAGAUCAACCAAGCCCUAAAUAG
This is a messenger RNA of Wallemia mellicola CBS 633.66, 816 nucleotides long. RefSeq lists its product as hypothetical. The coding region runs from base 1 to 816 and encodes 271 amino acids. The transcript has 2 exons. Gene Ontology annotation, biological process: DNA damage response; fatty acid metabolic process. The record is from RefSeq and is a predicted model, not a curated record. Gene Ontology annotation, cellular component: mitochondrial matrix. NCBI's taxonomy places the organism in Eukaryota, Fungi, Basidiomycota, Wallemiomycetes, Wallemiales, Wallemiaceae.